AUGGCAAGUUCCAGUAACCCCAUUCCGGCCGAUGCUACAACUUCUGAUCAAUACCAAUUAGCCAAAACUCAAGAUUUUUCACUUCCGAUGGAUGAAUUAAUGAGGUUGAGAGAUGAAGUUCAAAGUGAGACAAACAGGCGUGCAAGUGAAGAGGCACAACGACAAAGAGAAGAGGACGAGAAGAAGAGAAGAGAAGAAGAAGAAGAAACUGAGUCACUCUAUUGUGCAUGGUUACCACAUCAUUUUUCACGAGUUGAUCGGAAGGAAGAGGAGCGAUCUGAAAGGUAUCAGAAAGGUCCAAAGUACGGCAAUGCGACUGAAAGUGACUCUGAGAGAGGAUCUGAUGCAGGAUUUGAGUACCCAUUAGAAGAGAUAAAUACCAGUGAGGAGGAUUAUGGUGCUGCUGAAGAUAAGAGAAAGAUGGAGAAAUAUCUUGAUUGGAAGCUACGAAGGCGUUUUGAGUUUGAGAGAGCCAAUCCCAAGAUAUUUGCCAGAACCAUGCAUGAAGGAGAACCCAGGGUUGAGAAGAAAGAUCUUGUGAUAAUUCACCCUCGAGUUGCUUGUUCCAGUGAUUCUGAUGAAGAUCUCCCUGAAGCGUCCAGUGAUGAAGAGGAUGAUGAAGAUUCGUCAUCAGGAGAUAGUGAUACAUCCCCUGCUUCGUCAGGUAGCAGCUGCAGUGAACGAUAUGAGGAGGACUGGAGCUACGAUAAGGAGGACUAUUAA
Molecule: messenger RNA, 723 nt
Organism: Papaver somniferum (opium poppy)
Lineage: Eukaryota; Viridiplantae; Streptophyta; Magnoliopsida; Ranunculales; Papaveraceae
Product: PHD finger protein 14-like
Exons: 1
Coding region: 1-723 (240 amino acids)
Source: RefSeq, a predicted model, not a curated record